Molecule: messenger RNA, 390 nt
Organism: Mesocestoides corti
Lineage: Eukaryota; Metazoa; Platyhelminthes; Cestoda; Cyclophyllidea; Mesocestoididae
Source: the annotation of a GenBank genome assembly
AUGGUUGUUGUCUGUGCUGCGCUGAACCACGGUGACGACAAGUGCCAGCAAAAUUGGGUUAAAACUUGGCAUUCCAGCUAUGCUAGUGCCUGUUGGCUCACUGUCAACCUAACGAGCGUGGUGGAGCCGCAUCUUCGCCCUCUUGGCCUAAGCCACGGUAAAACGCGUCUGCGCGGCCAGAGACCCUCGUGGUUUCCAGUCGCGCAGGCGGAGAUCAAUCUCACCCGGUCAAGGCAUCGCGCCGUGUUGCGGUUUACACCUGAUCGACUCCUGACUCCAACCCUGGUCCCCACGCGUGGACCCCUCGCAUCGCCUCACGUCUCCCGAUUCACCUAUCAAUUAUCCCACCCUCCUUGGCACUUUCGGCUUCCGGCAGGAGUUUGUGCCUGA